Messenger RNA from Miscanthus lutarioriparius, 1815 nucleotides. The record is from the annotation of a GenBank genome assembly. Lineage: Eukaryota; Viridiplantae; Streptophyta; Magnoliopsida; Poales; Poaceae.
AUGGCCAGCUCCUACGUGCCGUUCCUCCUCGUCUUUCUCAUGGCUUUCGUUGUACCGAUCUCCGUGGCUUCGCUUCCUCACAAGAUCCGUCUCUCUGCCUCCGACGUCGCCGCGAUCGAAGCGGUGGCGCCGCCACGGCCGCCCUCGCUGGACCAGCCGACCGUCUUCUUCGAGGUGGACCGGCCGCACCGGCCGCCGCCGGGCAGCUUCGGCCCGUGCUCUACGCUGCUCCUCUCGCACUCCUUCGCGUACACCUACGCCAAGCCCGCCACGGCCCCCUACUCGCCGCCGCCAUGCCUGGCGGCGGCGGGCGGCCGCGCGUCCGCGAUCUCGCUCGCCGUGCUCGAGUGGCGCGCGACGUGCCGCGGCGUCCAGUACGACCGCGUCUUCGGCGUGUGGCUAGGCGGCGCCGAGCUCCUCCGUGGAUGCACCGCUGAGCCGCCCAUCCAGAGCGCCGGCGUCGACUGGACGGUCUCCAAGGACGUGACCAAGUACGCGUCGCUCCUCGCCGCCUGCGACUCCACCACGCUCGCCGUGUACCUCGGCAACAUCGUCGACCAGCAGUACACCGGCGUCUUCCACGCCAACGUCACGCUACACCUCUACUUCCGCCACCCGCCGCCACCGCCGCCGCAGCCCGGGCUGGGCCCCGCCGACGCCGUCGUUCCGCUAUCGCGGAGCCUCCCGUUGAACGACGGCCUGUGGUUCAAGAUCGAGAACGACUUCGACGUCGCAACCGCGAGCGUCACGGUGCCGGCCAACACGUACCGUGCCGUUCUCGAGGUGUACCUCUCCUACCAUUCUGACGACGAGUUCUGGUACGAGAACAGCGCCGGAACCGGCCCGUUCCGAGAGGUCAGCGUUCAGAUCGACGGCGACUUGGUCGGCGUCGUGUGGCCGUUCCCCGUGGUCUACACCGGCGGCAUUAACCCCUUGCUCUGGCGACCGAUCACCGGCAUCGGCUCGUUCAACCUCCCGUCCUACGACAUCGAGCUCACGGCCUUUCUCGGCAAGCUCCUGGACGGCGAGAAGCACGAGGUCGCGUUCACGGUGACCAACGCCAUGGACACGUGGUUCGUCGACGCCAACCUCCACCUCUGGUUGGACCCCAGGGGCACGGCCGCGGCGGCGGGCAUGGUCAGCUACGACGCGCCGCCCCUAGACACGGCCACCGCGACUCUGCCCGAGGGCCCCGACAACGGGCUCUACUACACGACGGCGUUCCGGCACGUCUCCGCCUCCGGGUGGGUGCAGACGCCGUCGUACGGCAAGUUCACGGCGACGUGGACGCAGAGGCUCGGGUACGAGAACACCAUCCGCUCCCGCGAUAGCUUUUUCCGGCCGGAGGUGAGCCAGACCACCGACGCGUACUCUGCCGCCCACGUCGCGAACCACGCCGGCGUGCUGUAUGCGCAGGAGGCGCAGCAGAACUUCGCGCUGUACAAGUUCGUGGGCGUGGUGAACCAAACUGACUUCGACUCGUUCACCGCGGCGACGAAGGUGCGGCUGGGGUUCCGCGAGGAGCGCGUCGCCGCCGGCCGGUCGGGGUUCUGGUCCCGGUCGCUGAGCAACUCGCAGGAGUGCGCCAGGGACGUGGACUUCGAGGACGGGGAAGCCGUCCGGGAGUCGUGGGGCGCGCGCCAGACGUACAGGUACGAGGCCUCCGACGCGUGCUACUUCCGGAACGUGACCAGCCGUGGCUACGACGUGGUGUCCGACCACUCCGACGAGGCCUGCGUGAAGGGAUCGCCGGCCGCCGCCAGUGGCAUUGCGGAGCGGGCGGCAGCGGCAGGAGCGCCGCGGCUGAGCUCUUAG